This is a messenger RNA of Magnusiomyces paraingens, 411 nucleotides long. RefSeq lists its product as uncharacterized. The coding region runs from base 1 to 411 and encodes 136 amino acids. Gene Ontology annotation, biological process: respiratory electron transport chain. The record is from RefSeq and is a predicted model, not a curated record. Lineage: Eukaryota; Fungi; Ascomycota; Dipodascomycetes; Dipodascales; Dipodascaceae. The transcript is spliced from 2 exons.
AUGAGAUACUCCAGAUUCCUUAGAAACGUCCAGGAAGUCUUGAUCAAGACCGAGAGCGGAAGACCAACUGGUAUCACCGGUAUUUACCAACACCCUAACCCCCGGCCAGCUUUGAUUGCCGUUUAUAACGCCACACUGAAAGAGCUUGAGAAGAGUUUCCCUAAGGAGAGCGUAUACAGACAGUCUGUUGAGAACAUUACAACUGCUCGCAAGCAGGUUGUUGAGCAAUAUGAGGUCACAGAGGUUAUUGAGAACAAAAUUGGUUCUGGUCUGAUAGAAGAGAUUUUGAUUCAGGCUGGUGAGGAAUACGAGCUGGUCAAGAAGAUGGCUGAGUGGAAGCCUUGGGAGGAAUUGGUUGAGAAGCCUUUGGAGGACCAGUGGGAGUACUUUAGCUCCAUGAACAAGGACUAA